CGUUACUUCCCAAAAUGGCCACCGCCGCUGCUUCUGCUUGCGCCGUCACAAUGAUCGGGCUGCUUCAUUCAUUUCGGAAAUACCUUCAUAAGCCUCCAGUCACGUUACCCUCUUCUCGGGAAAAUUUGCUUCAGCCUCCAGUCAAGUUACCCUGCUCUCCAUUUCAUCCUUCUAGCAUUUAUUUCAAUUCUCCCACCUCCAAAUAUCCUUUCUUUCCGAUAGCUGUCCGACCCUUGAUCACUAACCGAAACCCCUCUUCCAUUACUAUCCCACCCAAGGCUAAACAUGGAUCAUCCCGCAAGGUGAAUAUCAGAUGCAGAUUCGGGGGUAAGCUCAUGCCACGCCUUAGCGAUGGUGCUCUACACUACGUGGGCGGACGAACACUUAUAACAGACUUCCGCCGAGAUUUGACACUACAGGAGCUCUACUGCAAAAUGGAAGAAAUCUAUGGCGGACCUGCUAACAUAUGCUACAAGCUUCCUAAUCAAAACCUUGACAGACUCGUCUCCAUUUCAUCUGCAGAAAAUUUGGACAAUAUGUUGAACAAUUAUGAC
Molecule: messenger RNA, 554 nt
Organism: Dendrobium catenatum
Lineage: Eukaryota; Viridiplantae; Streptophyta; Magnoliopsida; Asparagales; Orchidaceae
Molecular function (GO): protein binding
Source: RefSeq, a predicted model, not a curated record